AUGAGUGGUUCAAGUACUACAACACUUUCAGUCCUCACCUUAAAUUGCUGGGGUCUGAAGCAUGUUUCUAAGAAACGGAACCGGCGCAUAGAAGCUAUUGCUGACAGCCUGGCACGUUCAGAUUACGAGAUUGUUUGUUUGCAAGAAGUGUGGGUUGGCGUCUUGGGUGGAGGUCUUGUCAUUCUCUCGCGUUAUCCGAUAGUUGAAUUUAAUUUUCACAAAUAUCGUUUGAAUGGUCGCCCAAUUAAACUUACACAUGGUGAUUGGUACGUGGGCAAAGGAUUGACUAGUGCAGUGGUUGACCAUCCCGUGUCUGGGUUAAUCGAAGUGUUCAAUACUCACAUUCACGCGUGUUACGAUCAUAAAAAGAAUGACGAUUAUCUAACACACAGAGUUGCUCAAGCUUGGGAAGCUGCAAAUUUGAUGAAAAUUUCUGCCUCACGAGGGAGAAAUGUUAUCGCGCUUGGUGAUUAUAAUAGCGAGCAAGAUUCUCUUGCAUAUAAACUUAUCACUCAACAUGGACAGAUGACUGAUGCUUGGCAAUCUCAAAACUCUAAUACACCGAUGAGCGUUUCUACUACUUCUAUUAAUCAAGAAAUUGUUCUACCUGGGUUCGAUGCGAACGCUGCCAUUAAUCAAAAAGGUGUUACUUGUGACUCACCGGUCAACACAUGGUCUAAAUGUUUUGCUCUCAAGCAUGCAACAAAUAAUCGAGAUGUUGGUAUUCGUAUUGAUUAUGUCUUUUACCGUAAGACAUCGAGAUUUUGGUGCAGUAAUUCACGCGUCGUCUUUACUGAAAGGAUUCCGGAAUUGGGUUACUCUUAUUCUGAUCAUUUUGGUGUUGAAGCUACAUUUACACUUGUUGGACGCGACAAGAAUUCUGUUAUUCCGUUAUCUAUUUGGGAACAAGGUCCUUAUGAAACUUUGCAUGAAUUGGAUACUCGUACAAUGAAAACCAUGAUCGAAAUUUUUAACAGGGAUUUGAGUAAAUCACAGAAUACAUCACGCAUACAGAUAAUUUUGUUUUAUUUUUGCCUAUUCUUGGUACUUGGAUUAAUUGCCAUAGAAAUUUUGUUUUCAAUUAGACAAAUAUCAACUUAUUUGUGGAUAGAGGUAAUUAUUAAUGUGAUAAUUGUGCCUAUCGCUAUUUAUGGUGUUAUUGUUGGAUUAGUUGGAUUUAUCUUUGGUAACUCAGAGCAAAAUGUGCUUAAGCAACUUAUCGAAGAGAUUAAAACUUAUAACGAGGGAAAAAAAAUUCUUGAGAGUAGAGAAAGUAAGGCUAGUAGAGGAAGCAGUGCAAGAUUUGAGGAUAAUGAUAAUAGCCAACGAUCAUCCGCAGCAGCCGGAAUAAAUAUCGAACUUGAUGCAAAAGACUCUCAAUAUAAACUAUGA
This is a messenger RNA of Dentiscutata erythropus, 1392 nucleotides long. NCBI's taxonomy places the organism in Eukaryota, Fungi, Glomeromycota, Glomeromycetes, Diversisporales, Gigasporaceae. The record is from the annotation of a GenBank genome assembly.